Apiotrichum porosum is the source of this 1497-nucleotide messenger RNA. RefSeq lists its product as uncharacterized. Lineage: Eukaryota; Fungi; Basidiomycota; Tremellomycetes; Trichosporonales; Trichosporonaceae. The record is from RefSeq and is a predicted model, not a curated record. Gene Ontology annotation, molecular function: succinate-semialdehyde dehydrogenase (NAD+) activity. Bases 1 to 1497 code for a protein of 498 amino acids. The transcript has 7 exons.
AUGACCAUCGCCAUCACCGACGUGCACCCCAACUUUAAGCUGCAGGACAAGGAGCUCUUGUGCCAGACGGGUUGGAUCAACGGCGAGCCCGCCAAGGCGACUAGUGGCGAGGACCCCUUCCCUGUAUAUGACCCGGCCAAUGACUCAGUGUGGGCUUAUCAGGAGUCGAUGGGCGUCGACGAGACAAAGGCAGCCAUUGCAGCCGCUGAUGCGGCCUUUCCCGCCUGGUCCAAGACGCCACCCCGUGUUCGGGCCCGCUUGCUCUUGUCGCUGGACACUCAAAUCCGUGCAGCCCGAGAGGACCUGGCAAUCUUAAUUGUGAUGGAGACCGGCAAAGCCCUGGUGGAAGCAUACGCUGAAGUCGACUAUGCCGCUCAAUACUCUUGGCUCAUGGCCGGCGAGUGCGAGCGGAUCGCUGGGGAAGUGAUCAAGAAUGGAGACAAUGCGGGUCUUCGCUACAUCAUAACCCACCAAGCGAUUGGUCCUGUUGGUCUUCUCUGCCCGUGGAACUUUCCGGUGGUGAUUGCCCUUCGCAAGAUCACCACGGCUCUCGCGGCAGGCUGCACCGUUGUGGUGAAACCCUCUCCCGAGACGCCAGUCACCACGUCGUCCCUGGCAAUCCUUUGCAAGCGUGCUGGUAUCCCGGACGGCGUUGUCAAUGUCGUGACUGCCAGCACACAGUCCACUCCCGUGGUGGGCCAGACCCUAUGCGAGGACCCCCGUAUCAAGAAGAUCUCGUUCACUGGUAGCACGCCGGUGGGCAAGCUGCUGAUGAAGCAAUCCUCGUCAACUCUAAAGAAGAUGACCCUGGAGCUUGGCGGCAAUGGGGCUUUCAUCGUUUUCGACGAUGCCGAUCUCGAGCGAGCCACUGACGCCCUCGUCGCCAACAAAUUCCGCGCUGCUGGUCAAGUGUGCAUGUGCGCCAAUCGUGUCAUGGUGCAUUCUUCGUUGGUGGACGAGUUUGCCGCGUUGAUGAAGACAAAGAUCGAACAACUCAAGUUUGGCCACGGAUUGGACAAGGGUAUCACCAACGGACCCUUGACUACUCUUCGUGGGGCCGAGCGGGCAGUCGAGCUCAUCGAAGACGCUGUAAAGAACGGCGGCAAGCUACUCCUCGGCGGCAAACGAUUUGGUUCUGGUUAUCACCUCGAGCCUACGCUUAUCGUUGGUGCUGCCCGUACCAGCAGAACUUUCUGCGAAGAGAUGUUCGCGCCUAUUUGUGCCAUCUACCCGUUUGAGACGGAGGAUGAGGUUAUUGAAGUUGUCAACGACACCAACAUGGGCCUGACAAACUACGUGUUUACAACCAACCUGUCAAGGGCAUUCCGAGUUACAGAUGCUCUUGAAUCCGGCACAGUGGCCGUCAACACACCAAUGGCUAAUGCGGCCGAGAGUCCGUUUGGUGGAACCAAGGAGAGUGGCUUUGGCAGCGAGGGCGGUAUUAAAUAUGGCGUCGAGGAGUUUUGUACUGUCAAGGCCAUGGCGUUGGCUCUGUAG